GGGAUGUGGUUAGGUGAUCAUUGCCGUUUAUGGCGACUGUGAGAAUAAGGUAGUGAGUGUUGUGUAAAUUAUUCCUUAGGCGAAACACGAUGCAGAAUUCGUCAAUUAUCGAUAUAACAUCUAACAACAAUGGCAGUCAGCUCAUUGGAACUGAAAAUCUGAAUGGCAACCGACUGAAUGACCGCAGUGGCUUUAUUUCAUCAAGCGGACCAAAUGGAAAUAAAUUUAUUUUGGAACAUUUUGAUGAAUCUCAACUUGCAGAUGAAGAUUCCGAUUCAGACGAUGGAGUACAGGGAAUGGGCAUGGGAAUGCCUUACGGAAAACUGCCCGGUGCCGGUAGUGCAAAUUGUGCGAAGCCUGGAAAAAAGACCAAAGGACGAGUUAAAAUAAAAAUGGAAUUUAUAGAAAAUAAGUUGAGAAGAUACACAACUUUCAGCAAGAGAAAAACAGGAAUCAUGAAAAAGGCUUAUGAAUUGUCCACAUUGACUGGGACCCAAGUUAUGUUAUUGGUAGCAAGCGAAACUGGACAUGUGUACACUUUUGCAACAAGAAAAUUACAGCCUAUGAUUACAUCAGAGAGUGGAAAAGCAUUAAUUCAAACCUGUUUAAAUUCUCCAGAAGCACCCCCUGGCUCUCAAAUGUCAAUGGAACAACGAAUGAACCCAUCUGGUUUUGAAGAGACAGAAUUAACAUAUGCUGCUGGUGAAGAAGAAGGAAAGCCAGUUGUCUUGGAGCAAAGUCCCAGCAUGUUUCCUGGAAUGUCACUACCUACAACAGAAAAUAAUCAUGCAGCUUCCCAGAAAACCACUUCACCUUCCUCUCAAUCAUUACAUAUUACACAGAGUACAACAUCAACUCCGGUAACAUCAUAUACAAGUUUACCACAAGCCACAUUAGGCAGUAGUUUUUCUGUCAGUUCGUCAUCACCACCAAAAUCAAGUAUAUCAAUGCAGCUUCCAACCAAUUUCAUUCUCCCAGGUACAAAUAUUACAAUUCCUAUACCUGGUGGGCAGCAUGUGGGUACAACAACAUCUUCUGCACCUCAAACAUUAUAUAGGCUACCACAGUCAAAUCAAGUUAUAUCACUCAAUAGUAUGCAUUCUUCAGCGUCAGAAUCAAGUACAGCUACAGUUCAGUCAGUUUCUCUUGCCACACCUUCAGCCUUAGGUUCUAGUACAAACAGUGGAGGUACAGCUGCAACACCUAGUAUAUUGAUGUAUCAGACACCACAGGGUGUUGUAUAUGCUACCCCGACUGCUGCUCUUAAUGAUCGAACAAUCUUUAACUUUCAACAACCUGCCACAGCUAUAUCCGUACCACAAUCAGAUCAAGCAGCAAUGACUGGUGGUCAAAUUAUAACUAUACCUGUUCCAGUUUCUUUAGCUAAUUCAACACAGAUGAUUCAGUUAUCCGCUCCCCCACAAGCAACACAGCAGACACAUCCCAUGGAAGCUGGUGAAAUACCACAUCAACCACCAAGUAAAAAAUCCAGAAAAUAGCAUAAGCUGAAUACUUUCACCAAUGAGAUAGAUUAGAGCUUUGAACAGCUAGUUCAAAUUUUAUAAAAAAUGGACCAGUUCGAAGAAACAAUUCUUGUUAUAUUAUUGAGAACAGUCAAUUUUGUGAAGCCAUCAAGUAAAAGACAACAGAGAGUCAUCAUUGGAAAUUAUAUUGACAGAUUUUAGAAAACACACCUGAGUAUUUUAGCAUUUUAUGUUACAAUAUAAACCAAUGUAUGAAAUUUUCAUGAGAAUACUGGUACAGUCUUUAUUACAUUCUUUAAAAGGAAUUGUUUAAUCGAUUAUAUCUGAGAGUUAUUUUACCUGUCUGGUAUAAUGUUUUGUUUCAUAUUAGAAUGAUUUAAUAAAUGCUUCAAUUUUAUUUUACAAAAAUGUGUAAACAUGUGGUUGUGACCAGUUUAAAUUGCCUUUUAUUUGUUGUUAACAUGGUAACUGUUUUUAAAGCAUAAUGCUAUAUAAUAUUGUUUUGUACAAAGAAAAUACAUGCGCUUUAUUAUUGUGUUUGCUUGUUAGAAAUUUAAGAAUUGACUUAUUGUACAUUGUAAUUCAUAGAUAUUCAAAUAUACUAUGAAAUAUGGUUUAAACUGCCACUCUUACCUGUCGUAAAUUUCAUUGAUAGUGAUCAUGCUUUUAGUGCCUAUAAAAUUCUAUUAAAUAUUUUAUUAUAAGAACAGUAUAAUAUUUGUAUAUAUUUUGUAAAUAUGUAUAUGAUAAAUUGUAAUAUAUUGUAAAUAGUUAAUUUAAUUCUGUUGCCAAAUAAAUGUUGUUAGUGAUGGAUUUUCUUUUUGUUUUAAAAUCUUAAUCAUUCUGUCCUUAUGUGUUCUUUUUAUUUAUUGCCUUGAUUUUUUAUUUGCAUCUUGUCGAAAUUUUUGAGACUUGAAUUGUGUACAAAAUGAUAUAGAUUAUUACACAAAAUUUAACAAAUCUUUGUUUUAACCAGAUGAUUUUGUUCAUUGAUACAAAUUUGAAAUGUAUCAAAAUGUAAUCUUAAGAGUGUCUGAUCAUCAUUUGAGGGCUUUGUAAUCAUUGUUACCAUUCUGUAUCCUUUACAGGCGAUAUAAAUGAAAUAUUGUCAAAACAAACCAACUUGCCUACAUUGUUCUCUCAAAUCUUUUUGAUGGGCCUCUUUUUUAAAAAUACCAUUGAUGUCAACUGUUGACAGGUUUUCAAUUCAUGAUAUAUUUGUAAAUAUUCUUUGGGCUGAUAUUCAUUAAGGUGAUCAACUUCACAGUAUUGUAGUUUGCAAUGAAUUCCUCAAACCCUCAAAUGACAUCAAAAAAUCAGAUAUUGUGAAAAAUGCAAAUGACCAUCAGUGGUUUUAAGUUUCGUUAUUAAUUAUUAAUCCAUUUAGCACAAUUCAAAAAAGAAACAUUUGUUGAAACCUACUUUCUUGAUUGACCAUAAAUGAAAUUUCACUUCAUGAUUUAAUUUGAAUAGAUACUUAGUUCUUCUCAUUUAUUCCAUGCCGUUAUUGGAAAUUGCAUGGUCUUUGUAAACAAAUAGUUUUAUGUUAUACAAAUUACAGAAAAUGUUAAUAGUGCUAGAUAAAUCUUCCUGUUAAUGUAGAUUUGUUCCAUCAUGCUCAUAGCUAUAAUUCUAUUAAUUAUCUUAGGUGAUUAGAACUUAAAUUGUCUCUUAUUCUUUUGUCAAUGAGCUCAUAUUACAAGUUUACUGGUAGUUGUUAUGCUCAGAUGUUUUUAAUUUUAUAAUUUGUCUCUCAAAUAGUUGUUUAUGUUAAGCACUCUCAAUAAUAUACACAUAUAGUUAUGGUUCAUAUUUAUUUUAUAUUCAACUGAGACGUAGAAUUUAUACAUAUACUCACCCUUGUUACUUUAUUAGAAUUAUUUGUUUUGACAUUAAAGCUAACCAAUUUUAUUUAACAAAUAUUAAUUCUUGUAAAUAAAUAUUUUUCUACAAGUUAUUUGCAAACCAAUAUACCAGCCUAAUGCAGACUCAAAGAGAACCAAUGUUCGGACACAACCACAAGAAAAAGUUAUUCACAAACCUAUGAAAUAGACUGUAAUACCAGUCUAAUGAAGGAACUAAGAGAACUAAAUUUAAUGUUCGGAAAAAACCACAAGAAAAAAGAAAUGUCAUAAGUUCAUAUUACAUUAUAUUGUACAUAUCAAUUUCACCAUGGUGCUUUAUAAACAAUGUGUGUUAUAAAACAACUGAUACCAGUGAGUUUAAUGGUACUCUAACGGUAGUAAAUGCCUAUUUUUUUACAUUAAGUUAAUUGGCAAUAAACAACAUGAAAUUCA
Molecule: messenger RNA, 3781 nt
Organism: Patella vulgata (common limpet)
Lineage: Eukaryota; Metazoa; Mollusca; Gastropoda; Patellidae
Product: serum response factor
Exons: 8
Coding region: 90-1499 (469 amino acids)
Biological process (GO): positive regulation of transcription by RNA polymerase II
Molecular function (GO): protein dimerization activity; DNA-binding transcription factor activity, RNA polymerase II-specific; RNA polymerase II cis-regulatory region sequence-specific DNA binding
Source: RefSeq, a predicted model, not a curated record